UGAAUCAAAAAAUGUAAAAAAUCCUAUAUCGUUCGGACUCCUGGUAUCUAUCCUCUGUGAUCUAUCCAAUUACACAUCUUGGCUAAGAUCAAACUUUUAAGCAUAUCUUAAGAUUACGUCUAUGAAUGUAAACGCUAGCUUAAGACCAUGCUUAAGGCGGACUUAAGUGUAAGAGCCCACUAUGAAUACGGCGGCAGGAGGGCGAUCGCAAUGUAUUAGAAAUGUUCGAAAAUGGCGGGACAGAUAUUUUGCCACUAGAGCGCGUUAGUGUGGCUAAUAUCAGGUUUUUAAAACCUUGUUUAUUGUCGCGGGAAUGUAACAAUUCUACUCACGCGUUAGUCAAAAUAAAUUAACCAAAUCUUAUAAUUAACGUUAAAAAUAGCAAUAAGAAAAACUUUUUUAUUAUUUUACAAUUAUUUCCAAGAUAUUAUCGUCAACUUGUUGUGUAAAUCUAUUCAAUUUCAUCUUACCUAGUCGCAGUUGAGUAAAGGAUGGAAAACUAAAUUAAAAAAGUCCAAUUAAAAGUAAAUUAUAAUUUAUUAUCGUAAAUUGCACUUUUUACAAGACUAGACUUUUUACCAUUUGCAUCAUUGCAUUUUUUUAUAUUAGUAAUUAAUAACUAUCAAUUAAGGUUAUAUUAUCUGUGGUAAAGUGAAUAAAGACGUAUUUCUCUGAUUAGCAUUCUUAUUACGAUCCUUGACUCGUCCACUUGUACACCCGUGAACAAUACACUUAUUUACCAUUUUUAAAUAAAUAUUACUUUUUAUAAAUUAAAAAAACAUUAAUACAAUUGUUAAUGAUGCAGUAUUGUCAACAAUUGUCAAUGAAAAAUAUGACGUUAUAAACUUGACAUUAGUGAACAUAACGAAACCUAGCGGCGUAUUUCCGAUAAUGAUCUUUCUUUUUCUUUCCAGUUGCGUUUGCUAGUUAUUUUCCUAUGUCGAUUGCCCUCCUGGUAUCUAGGCUCCGUGGUGUCAGUUAUCGGUGACGAAAGCGGUCUAAACGUAAAUUUUUUCUUCAGUCAGCAAAGCUUGAUAAUAAAACUCUCCAUGUUAGAAUUGUUUACAUCGCAGUGUUUAAGUACUGUAAAUUCUGUUAUUGAAAUUUAUACUACUUCAGCGAUAUGAUGCCAGCCUGUAAGUUUUAUCGCCAAGGCAAUUGUCGUAAUGGACAAUAUUGUCAAUAUGAACAUUAUAAUGGCUUUGUAAAUGUUAACAAUGUCAAUGAUGAGAAUAAGACAGCGGUUGUUAUUGCACGCGAAGUACUUUGUGCUGAGAUGGGUGGCCAAUGGUUAUUGUCGUGUUUUGCACCAUUCAGAGAUCGACCUACUAUACCUGGCAUGGAUGAUGUAUCACCUGAAGAAGUUAGAUGGGAAAUGUAUCAAGCGCAAAAAAAUGGUGUCGUCGAACAGGCAAAACUUCGCUUUCAACAAUUAUGUCAGGAUAUGCAAGCAAAACGUGAAGCUUUAAAAUAUCCUACGGAAGAAACUUUAGAAAUGUUGAAAAAACUUUUAGGUAAUAGAUUUAACAAUGGAACAUCAGAUAUGUCCAAUUUCUCUUUUGCAAAUUCACAAAUGUUAACUAAUGUGUUUGGUACUGAAACAUUUGUUAAUCAAAAUAAUACAUUUGGUCAAGGUUUUGGUUCGGUAAAUAAUAAUCCAUCUCCAUUUACAAGAACGAGCAAUUCAGCAUCUUUGUUUGGUGCUAGUUCAACUUUUGGUAACAACGCAUUGACAUUUCCUAAUGUAACUAAUUCAAAUUCAGUAUUUGGUGGUACUACGAAUACUCCUGUAUUUGGUAAUGGACAAAAUAAUCAAACAUUUGGUACAGUUGCGCUAGAGAACAAUUCUAUUUUUGGUGGUGCAACAUCACAAGCAGUAUUUGGCCAACCUAGCAAUUUUGGUACUACCACUCAAACUACUAAUGUUUUUGCCAGACCAAGUACAUCACAGACAACAACAUCAGUAUUUGAUAGCGGAACAGUAGUACCUUCCAGUUCUUUAUUUUAUACACCUCAAUCAAAUACAUCCCUGUUUGGUGAAAAUAAACCAUCCACCAAUGGACCAUUUGGAGAAUCUUCUGCUAUACAAACAUCAAAUUCUAUCUUUGGAGGAUCAACUACAUCAUCAGGAAAUAUGUCUACUAAUUCAACAAGUAUUUUUGGACAGCCGAAGACUACUACAGUAUUUGGAGGUGCACCAGCAUUUGGAGCAAAUGCUGGAUCAUUUACAAAUAAUUCUAGUCCAUCUAUUUUUGGAGGUCAAACAUUUAACAAAGAUACACAAGUGCCUAGUGAUAAUAUUUUCGGUAAAUUUAUUGCCUCAUCGAACUUUGUUCCUGCGAGUCAAGGAAAUAAUGUUUUUAAUGUUACAAAAACUACAAGUAAUGUGGGCAAUUUUGGAGUUUCUCAAAAUGCUUUAGCUGUUAUGCCAGCAACAAAUACAGCUUCCUUUGCCUCGGCAGCAACUACGACACACUACGGUACAGUAAACUCGCAAACUGAUACUAAAAAUACAACAUAUACCAUUGCAAGGCCAACAUUUGGUAUAACAAGUACAACUAAUCCAUUAAGCAAUACAGUUGUUUCAUCUGCCAUGCCAUUUGGAGCUACAACAGGAACAAGCUUUAAUGGUAAUACAAAUAUAACAUCAUCACCUUUUAUUGUACCUACGUUUGGAGGUUUUACUUCUUCUUUUAUGCAAACGAGUACAACAGCCACAACUACUACAACCAAUCCAUUUAUUUCAAAACAAACUAAUUCACCAUUUAAUGGCGCAGCUCACAAUCAAAUUGGAACAGUAAAUGAAUCGCUUGUUGCAAAUCAAUCUAAUGAAAAAUCACUAUUCUCAUUUGCACAAAAAAAUACUCCCACUGAUGAUACUACUUAUUCUGAAGAAUUACAAUUAACUGAUGAUGAAAAAAGUAUUUAUUUAGCAAACGAAUUUAUAGUUGGUAAAAUACCACUAAAACCUCCAAGUAAAAAUAUGAUAUAACGCUGUUGUAUUUAUAUAUAUAUAUUUAUAAAUAUGUAAACAUAUGUAUAUGAAAAGUUAAAUUCAUUACAUUUUUAUAAAAUAGCAUAAUUGUACUAAUACUUAA
Polistes dominula (European paper wasp) is the source of this 3098-nucleotide messenger RNA. RefSeq lists its product as uncharacterized. Gene Ontology annotation, molecular function: metal ion binding. Lineage: Eukaryota; Metazoa; Arthropoda; Insecta; Hymenoptera; Vespidae. The record is from RefSeq and is a predicted model, not a curated record.